UCGGCAGUAUUUUACAAGCCACUGCCACCACGUUUGCUCAAUUAUAUAUAGGUAGAAUUGUUUCUGGCAUAUCGAUUGGUAUCCUAUCAAUGAUGGUGCCUCUGUAUCAAUCUGAAAUUAGUCCCAAGGACAUUCGUGGGCGCUUGGUCUCUCUUCAGCAAUUUUCAAUUACUAUAGGUAUUGCAGUUUCAUUCUGGAUCGAUUAUGCAGCAGAGAAAAUUGAUUCUUCAAACCAAUGGAGAAUUCCGUUGGGGAUUCAAUGUGUUCCUGCCUUUUUGCUUGGAACUUUGAUCUUACCUUUCUCUCCUCGCUGGCUGUUAGAUCACGAUCGAGAUGAUGAAGCACUUGUAGUGCUAGCAAGACUUCGUGCUAAUGGUGACAAAACUGAUCCUGUUGUUACUAAUGAAUUUAACGAGAUUAAGGAGAAUGUUGGAUUUGAACGUGAAAUUGCUGCAAAGAGUUAUUUAGAACUAGUAAAAAUAGGUCCUGAAAAUAUUCGUAAAAGAGUUAUACUUGGGGUCUCUAUUCAAGCAUUUCAACAGUUAACCGGAAUUAAUGCUAUCAUGUAUUAUGCACCACAAAUAUUUCAUAACGCUGGUUUAGAAAGUAAUUCUUCAUCACUCCUUGCCACUGGUAUAAACGGUAUUGUAAAUAUGCUUGCUACAAUUCCCGCUAUACUCUGGAUAGAUACAUGGGGUCGUAAACCUACUCUUAUUAAUGGGAAUUUUCAUGUUAAUCAUCGGGAUAAUAUUGGCUCGUCCUAUGCUUAUUCUUGGGGUCCGGGUGGUUGGAUUUAUCCUGCGGAAAUUUUUCCUUUACGUAUUCGAGGAAAAGCAUUAUCAAUAACAACGGCUUCCAAUUGGCUUUUCAAUUUUAUUAUUGGACAAGUUGUUCCAACACUGUUGGAUAGCAUAACAUGGGGAACCUAUAUAAUAUUUGGUAUACUCGGUCUAACGAUGGGCAUAUCAAUAUUACUAUUCUUUCCAGAAACAAAAGGUAAAACAUUAGAAGAAAUGGAUGACAUAUUCGGUGACAAAAAAUCUGCACUACCAAUACAUACCAAUAUAAGACGAAAUAUUGAAGAUCGUGAAGUAUCACCAAAUGUGAAGCAGGAGCCAAAUAAUUGA
Racocetra persica is the source of this 1127-nucleotide messenger RNA. Lineage: Eukaryota; Fungi; Glomeromycota; Glomeromycetes; Diversisporales; Gigasporaceae. The record is from the annotation of a GenBank genome assembly.